AAAUGUCAAUCUUAUCUUUUAUCGAUAAGAACAAUUGGAUGCUUGCCGUGAAGCCUUCGCCAUAAUUUUUGGCCGAUAGAUAACCAUCACGCGAUCACGGUCAGAACAUCGCGUGGCAAGUCGAGCUGCUGCCAUUGUAGUGUCGCGCACCAUGGAGGACCAGGCGCACAAACCUCAUAGGAAGGCGAAGGAGAAGAAAAGGCCUCAAGGGGAUCAUAACCCUAAGGCCUUCGCCUUCGCCCGGCCUGGAAAGCUCGCGAGAGCCGCCGCAAGAUCGCAUGAUAUACGCGAAAAGCGACUUCACGUCCCUCAAGCCGACCGUUCUCCCGAUACGGAACCGCCCCCUCGCCUUGUCACCAUUGUUGGUCCCCCUGGUGUCGGCAAGACCACAUUAUUAAAGUCUCUAGUCAAGCGCUAUACCAAGGAGACCAUUACCGAUCCUACAGGGCCGAUCACCGUCGUUACCUCCCGAAAACAGAGGCUUACUUUCGUGGAAUGCCCGGCUGAGCUAACAGCCAUGGUUGAUAUGGCUAAGAUCGCAGAUGUUGUACUGAUACUGAUUGAUGGAAACUUCGGAUUUGAAAUGGAGACAAUGGAGUUCCUGAAUAUUCUAUCAGCCACAGGCAUGCCGGGAAAUGUCUUUUCGGUGCUCACUCAUCUGGACCUCUUCAAGAAACCCCAGCACCUGAAGGAUGCGAAGAAAACACUCAAGCAUCGACUUUGGAACGAGCUCUAUCAGGGCGCCCAUCUUUUCUACUUAUCAGGUGUUAUCAACGGCCGAUACCCCGAUCGUGAAAUCCAUAACUUGUCUAGAUUCCUUUCAGUCAUGAAGAACCCUCGUCCCCUCAUCUGGAAAAAUUCGCACAGUUACAUACUGGGUGAUAGCCUUCGAGACCUUACGCAUCCUAACCAGAUCGAGGAGGACGCCAAAUGCGAUCGCUCAGUCGCCAUAUAUGGUUAUCUGAGAGGAGGAGUGAACUUUUCCAUUGAGAACCAAAAAGUUCACAUCCCGGGAGUAGGUGAUUUUACCGUGAAAAGGUGCGAAGCCUUGCCGGAUCCCUGUCCUUCCCCCGCUCAGCAGGCCGCUAUAGCUAAGGCUACCGGCCAAACCGGCCGGAAACGGCUAGAUGAGAAGGAUAAAAAACUGCAUGCUCCUUUCUCUGAUCGCCAGGGGCUCAAGAUUGAAGGCUCUGCCAUAUGGAUUAAUCGCGAAAAGGGGUUUAACUUCGACAAGGAUGCUCCUGCAGAUGGAGAGCGUGGUUUGGGCGAAGAAAUGAUUAUUGGGCUUCAGAGCGGCGGCAGAGUUCUCGGGCAAACCGGAAAUGGACUGCAGUUAUUCUCAACUGGUGAUCAUGUCGUUAAUGCGUUAGAUGACGAUCCUGGUGAUUCUGGGCGAAAGAGCCAGCGAACAGUGAGAGCUGUGGAACAAGAUGGUUACGAUGACGGUAACGGCGCUGAAUUUGAGGACGACCUCUCUGAAGAGGAGGAACUCGCUAGCGGAGAGGAGGUUGAAGAGCCUGACUUGAAUCAUCGAAAAUUGGGCAGAUUGUUUCAAGAGCAGGAUGAAGACAAACCAGGUGAUGAUCUGGCGUUUGCAGACAGUGACUCCGAUCUGGGUUCGGAUUUUGGAAGCGGGGCUGAGGACGAGGACGAAGACGACGAGCUAGCCGCUAAAUGGCGAGUAGACCUCACUGAAAGAGCUAAGGCUCUCCAACGACAGGCGCCAUCCUACCGUACCGCAGACCUAGCUAGGCUGAUGUAUGACGAGCAAUUAACCGCUCGUGAAGUCUUGGAGAGGUGGAAGGCUGAAGUUGCUGAAGAUGAAGACGAAGAGGACAUUGAAGCAGACUCCGAAGACGAAUUCUUCAGCUCCAAAAAAGAGGAUGAUGAUUAUGUCGAGAACACUCCUGUUCCUCGGUUGACCUCCGAUGAUUACGAUCAAUUGGCGGCAAAGUGGUCACUAGAAGACAAUGCCAAUUUGCUACGCCAACGGUUUACAUCGACAAAGGGCCGUGAUGAUAACCCCGAUGGCUUUGAAGGGUUUGGGGAUGAUGGUGAUGAAGGUGAAGGAGACGAUGAGAAUGAUGAAGAAAUUGAAGGCUGGGGUGAUUUCGAGGAUCUGGAAUCGGGUGAAAAGGAAACAGAGGAGCCACAACUGCAACAAGCUGAGUCCCUCGAAGCAGAGAGAGCAAGGAAUGCUGCUAGAAAAGAGGAACUCAAACAGCGCUUUGAAGAAGAAGAUCGCGAGGGUUUUGGAAAGGAGCAGCUAAACAAAGAAGAGUUUGGGGAAGAUGAAUGGUACGAGUCUCAGAAAGCAAACUUGCAGAAACAGAUCGACAUCAAUAAAGCCGAGUUCGAGGGUCUGGAUGAACGCCAAAGACUCGCCGUGGAGGGUCUUACAGCAGGAAAAUACGUUUCCGUCAUCUUAGAAAAGGUCCCUGCGGAAUUCAUCUUGAACUUCUCAGCCCGCAAACCUCUCAUCGUUGGAAGCUUAAGUCCUCUAGAGGAAAGAUUUGGCUUCCUUCAAGUGAGGAUGAGAAAACAUAGAUGGCAUAAGAAGAUCUUGAAGAAUAAUGAUCCUCUCAUUUUCUCAGCUGGUUGGAGGCGAUUCCAAGCCAUGCCUAUGCUUCAUUCGUGGGAGGAACGAGUCCGUCACCGAAUGCUAAAGUAUUCGCCGGAACACUCAUUCUGUUACGCCACUUUCUGGGGACCCCUGAUUGCCCCAAACACAAGCUUUACUUGUUUUCAAUCCUUUUCCUCUGAUAAUCCAGGAUUCCGCAUAGCAGCGACUGGAACAGUCCUAAGUGUUGACCAGAGUUAUGAGAUUGUAAAGAAGUUGAAGUUAACAGGUACACCCGCUAAGGUCUAUAAAAACACCGCUUUCAUCAAGGACAUGUUCAAUAGUAGCCUCGAGAUCGCCAAGUUCGAAGGAGCAUCGAUAAAAACCGUCUCUGGCAUUCGGGGUCAGAUCAAGAGGGCUUUAUCCAAACCUGAGGGACAUUUCCGAGCGACCUUCGAAGAUAAAAUCCUAAUGGGCGAUCUAGUAUUUCUGAGAGCAUGGUAUCCCAUCAAGCCCCACCGAUUUCAUAAUCCCGUAACGGAACGUCUCGGUGACUGGCAGUCAAUGCGCCUGACAGGCCAGGUGCGUCGAGACCAGAACAUACCGACGCCGCAGGACGCCGACAGCAAGUACCGCCCGAUCGAGCGCGCCGCACGACACUUCAACCCACUCAAGGUACCUCGGGCACUGGCGGCGGAGCUGCCGUUCAAGUCCCAGAUCGUGCGCAUGAAGCCGCAGAAACGCGACACAUACAUGCAGAAGCGAGCAGUCGUGCUGGGCGGCGAGGAGAAGCGCGCGCGCGACCUCAUGCAGAAGCUGACAACAGUCCGCAAGGAUACCAUCGCGAAGCGCCGCGCCAAGAAAGAAGAGAAGCGCGUCGAGUUCCGCAAGAAAAUGGCUGCGAUGAACGAGAAGAAGGAGGCGAGGGAACGUCGCGAGAAGCAGGAAUACUGGCAGCGUGAGGGAAAGAAGAGAAAGGGGGAGAUGGAGGGGGGUGGCGGGAAGAGGAGAAGAUAGAUAAAUAUAUGGCUAGAUAGAUAUUGGGGAUAGGUGUAUGUAGAUAUUUGGGGCUUGAUUUUGAAAAUGAAAAAAAGUAAUUGUUUUUGGGAUAUUUGUAUUGGUGUGUCUGUUCAAGUCUACUCUACAGCCCUCCAUUUGUCCAUUUUACCUUUAUCGAGUUAGCAUGAAUUUCGUAAGUCAGGAGACAUUCUCAGCGCGAGUGGUCUGUUUGCUCGCAAAGUAUUCAUUCAUUCAUUCAUAUAGUGCUAUUCUGGCCUUUGAUCUCC
Xylaria bambusicola is the source of this 3846-nucleotide messenger RNA. Its product is annotated as GTP binding protein Bms1. Gene Ontology annotation, cellular component: nucleus; 90S preribosome. The coding region runs from base 152 to 3577 and encodes 1141 amino acids. The record is from RefSeq and is a predicted model, not a curated record. Gene Ontology annotation, molecular function: GTP binding; GTPase activity; U3 snoRNA binding. The transcript is spliced from 6 exons. Lineage: Eukaryota; Fungi; Ascomycota; Sordariomycetes; Xylariales; Xylariaceae. Gene Ontology annotation, biological process: maturation of SSU-rRNA from tricistronic rRNA transcript (SSU-rRNA, 5.8S rRNA, LSU-rRNA); endonucleolytic cleavage of tricistronic rRNA transcript (SSU-rRNA, 5.8S rRNA, LSU-rRNA); ribosome biogenesis.